AUUAAUGCACAACAACCACAAUUAUUUUAUUUUAAAUCAGCAAACAGGUCUACUCUUACAUUUUUUACUAAAGUCACAACAAUAUUUUAGGAUUGGAAACGUUUCACAUUUUUAAAACGUCAAAACAAAGCAUUUUCAUAUGGAUUCGAGAUUAUUUUCGCAAUGCAUUGUGGUAUACCAGUAUAUAACAUUGGCGCUCAGUGCUGAGCUGGGCCGACAAGGUGAUUUCAUAAUGACGGGUCAUUGUGAUUACCAAACUGAACUGGAUUUAAGUAACCUCCACAAGGAAAUAACUGAAAAACUACAGGUCAGAAUUUCUUUUAUAAUAUAUUUUCAACGAUUUAACAAUAUUCUGAAAAUAACAAAACGUGCUGUCGCUUAAGUCGAUGUCUGCUUCACAUGUACACAUUUCCACUGAUUUUGUCAACUCUUCCAGAUCUAGUACUUGAUGAUUUUAAUACAUUUUUACUUCAUAUUUCUAUUACAAUCCUUGUAUCAAACUGUUUUACAGCAUCCAAGACAUCUUCAUAGACAUCAUCAUACUUCUUUACACCACACAACAGUAAUUUCAUUCUGAAGGUGUUUCUCUGUCGAAAUCGCAACCGGCAAGAAAUUGAAACGAGCUAAGCGCCGUUUAUAUACUGUGGUGUCACAGAUCACAUGGUAAAUGGAAGAGUAAAAAGAAAAACCCGACACAGAGCAACAAAAAGCCCUCCCGAUGUGAGUUCUCCUUCAUCUCCCCAGUCACCGAGAACUCAGUCUGGUAAAUGUGGGCGUCCAGCGAAUCCGAUCCCCAGACACAAAAGGGACUCCCACAUCAAAGCCGAAUACAGGAGGAGGGAUAAAAUUCAGAAAGGAUUUGAAAGUUUAAGGUCAUUGGUUCCCUCACUUGAAGAUGUGUCAGAAAAAGAGAGCAAAGCUGUUAUGCUGUUUAAAACUGCUGAAUACUGUCGGCAACUUAAGGGCGAAUGUAGGGGGCUCACCGAUGAGGCGGCUGCUUUGCGGCAAGAAAUCCAGUCCCUGGGUACUCAGAUUCAUGACCUUCAGACAGAGCUGCCGGUGACAGGAGUGGACACUGUUGAGGAACCACCCAGCACAGACAUUGACAAGCUUUACGAAGAAUAUGUGGCUACUCAGACCAGAAAAAACUGGAAGUUCUACCUUUUCAGUUUCAUGAUGAGGCCUCUGUUUGAGUCCUUUAAAGUCAUGAUUACCUCAACGACGUCUGAUGAGUUUUCCCAAUCGGUCAACAACUGGGUCAAGGAAAAACUUUCACUGCCAAAACUAAGGAUAGAAUUUUUCAACUGCUUGAGAAAAAUCAGCAAGGAAACAAAGAUUAUGGAUGAACCGGAGCUGUUGUCUGCGGAGGCUCAGUGGAGCUGUGCAGGUAAAGCGACUUCUUCACUAGAAGUGAAGAUGGAAGCUGACCAGCCAGUUGUUGACCAGGCACUUCCAGUAACAAACAGCCCAGCCCCGAUUACUUCACAUUCCAACAUGUGGGCUAAUUCUGUGAUGACGACAAGCUGCCAGUUGGCGACCGCUUGCAACUUUCUACCCCAAGGAGGUACUAUGAUGUCCACCAGCAUUCUCUCCGACAACUGUGUUCUGACACACAACCUGACCGAUGCCGUAAUGUGCUCAGAUUCCCAAGAUCUUCCAUUGGGGUCUCUUGCUGACAUUCCCCUCCUAACCUGUGAUACAGAAAUGUCCUUUGUGGACUCUCUUCUGAACAAUCUGGAGAAUACAGAUUCCCUUCAUCAUCUCCUGUCUGACCAGCCUGUCUCCCUUAGUGAUAUCACCCCCACUCCAAUCACUGAGGUCGAUAUCACACAUUGUCAGACCCCAUUCACCCAAUCAUAUACCUUGCAACACAAUCAUCAAAACGCCCCCUAUUCCCUCUGACGGAAGGGAGGUAAUCCAGCAUUAUCAGUGUAUUUUAGAUUGUGUGUAAUUGAAGAGAUUUUUUAUCAUCUACAUAAGUUUUGUUAUUUCUCUGGAAGUUGUGAAUUAAAGAGGAUGGUCUGCUAGCAUUGCUUCACUUCAGCUUUGAUUAUCUGAUCUUUCUUUACAUACAAGCUAGUGGCAUUAAAUGUGGCCCUCGUUUGAUUAUUCUCUUACUUUAUACUAUUCUAUUCAUCUCGGUGGUAUGUAUUUUUGCUGCAUAUUUUGCAUAUUUUACAAUUUAUGUCAUGAAACUUAUACAAUUUAUACACAAGCUAGUUUGAAAAGUAUUGAAACUUUGAAAUUGCUAACGGUCAAGUUAUUUUUAAUAUCUGUUUUACAAGAAUAUAUAUUGUACAUCUGUAGAAAAAUCGAGAUUUAUCGUCAUAGUUGUUGACCUGAAUUGCUUCUACUUUGUUUAUUUUCUGAAGUCGUGGUUGGAGAGAACGUAAAUAUGGAUGUUUUGUGUAUAUACUUGAUUGUUUUUCAAGAUGUAAAUAAAAACGUGGUGUUUUUAUUUCA
This is a messenger RNA of Ostrea edulis (European flat oyster), 2463 nucleotides long. RefSeq names its product MLX-interacting protein-like. The record is from RefSeq and is a predicted model, not a curated record. The transcript has 7 exons. Lineage: Eukaryota; Metazoa; Mollusca; Bivalvia; Ostreida; Ostreidae. Gene Ontology annotation, molecular function: DNA-binding transcription factor activity, RNA polymerase II-specific; protein dimerization activity; RNA polymerase II cis-regulatory region sequence-specific DNA binding. The coding region runs from base 661 to 1902 and encodes 413 amino acids. Gene Ontology annotation, biological process: regulation of transcription by RNA polymerase II. Gene Ontology annotation, cellular component: nucleus.